GAAAAGAGAAGAGAUAAAGGAGAGCGUGGGAGAGAAUUGAGGGGAAAAAGAAAAUGAAUAUGACGACGACGACGACGACGACGAGUGUGUUAGACAUGUAUGGCAUCGUUGCGGCUGUUGUUGUGUUCCUUAUAUUGUUGCUUUGGCAGCGUAACAGAUUGUUCUUUGCUGCAUCUCCAUCUCCAUCCACUUCCUUUUUCGUCUCCGAUUCUAUCACUUCAAACUCCAGAACCUCAAAUUUUGUGACAGAUGCUGAUUUGAAAUUUUUAAUGGAGAUUUUGGAUGAGAAGCUCAAUGAGAGUGAUAAAUGGGAGGAUGUUCUGGAUAGAAGGAUUGAUCAUCUAUGCUACAAUGUGAAAUGCUGCAAGCCUAAGAAUGGUCCCCUGAGAUAUGUGAGCAAGACUGUGUUCAAUAAUAUUUCAUCUGAGAUGCUAAGAAACUUCUACAUGGAUAAUGAUUACAGAAAGCAGUGGGAUAAAACACUGGUUGAGCAUAAUCAACUGCAGGUGGACAAAUCUGAUGGUACUGAAGUUGGUCAGACAAUUAAAAAGUUCCCUUUUCUAAAGCCUAGAGAAUAUGUGUUAGCUUGGAAGUUGUGGGAGGGAAGUGAUAAAACAUUUUACUGUUUUAUGAAGGAAUGUGAACAUCCUUUGACACCACGACAGAAAAAGUAUGUACGAGUUGAGUACUACAGAUCUGGCUGGCAAAUAAGAGAAGUACCUGGUAGUAAUGCCUGUGAGAUCACAAUGUUUCAUCAAGAAGAUGCUGGUUUAAAUAUAGAGAUGGCUAAGCUGGCUUUCCGCAAGGGCAUAUGGAACUAUGUUUGCAAGAUGGAUAAUGCACUUAGAAGAUACUCUGAUUUAAGCUAUCGUUUAUCAAGUUCAGUUACCACUUCAGUCAAUUUAAUGCAGAAGGUACCUGAUUGCUUGGACCCUAUCACGAACAACGUAUCUCCAGCACAUCCUACUGUCUUCCAUGAUCAAAUUACUGAUGAACCUCGACUGCGUAUGUUCCGAAGGCCAUCAAGAAAAUUGGUAGCCAAUAGUUUGCUGCUUCUUGGGGGUGCUAUUUGCUUGUCUCGUGGUCACUCUAGCCUAGGUGCUAAAGUUGCCAUGGCAUACAUCUUAACAAAACUUGGUAAGCGUGGUGCUAGAUCAAACCAAGUCAAACAGACUUGAAUGUAAGAUUGAUUCUAUUUUAAUAUUAACAUUGAUCACCAAUGUAAAAAUUGAAUAAUCAAGACUAUAUAUAACCUUAUAUAAUGUGAAUAAUCCUUACAAUAUAGAUUAUUUAGACUUUCAUAAA
Cajanus cajan (pigeon pea) is the source of this 1305-nucleotide messenger RNA. RefSeq lists its product as uncharacterized. Gene Ontology annotation, molecular function: lipid binding. NCBI's taxonomy places the organism in Eukaryota, Viridiplantae, Streptophyta, Magnoliopsida, Fabales, Fabaceae. The record is from RefSeq and is a predicted model, not a curated record.